CUGUCUGUCGUUGUCUUUUAUCUACCUGUCAGUUAAUCAUUAGACGUUCAAGUAGUUUUUACUGCUUGUAAAUUUAUUUACAAAAGUUUUGGUUCAAGUGUAUACUGGUGUUUUUACUUCCAAUAUUCUUAAGAUCCUUUUAAUGCAUUCAGAUCUUCACAAAAAGUGUACAAGUUGUCAGUUAUCUGCGAAAUGGUCGUGUUUAUUAUCGACACUGUAGUACGAGUUAAAUGGCGUGGAUGUUAUGACCAGUAGCGAGCAGUGGUUGUUGAUAGUUUUGUAUGAAAAUGUAAUCUAAUCCUGAACUGGCACUGGUAGUCGCUGUAACACGAAAAGAUCGAGUAAAUUUAAGAAAAAGGUAUAAAUGAGUGAGUGAUGUCUGCGGUGCACUGUGUGGUGGUGUGGGAGUGGCAGUGCAGUGGGCAGUGGUUGGCGCACACGCCGGGCGUCACGCGCACGCUGGAGCGCGCACACGCCAAGAAACUCACACGAGUUGUACUGGCCGACGCUGACCCAGCACUCCGGGGACACUAUGUUAACCUCAGGACUCUGACGCAGUGUCUGGAUACUCCAGAGGGUGGGUCGGUGGAGUGUCGCGUGCGUCGCUCGUGCUACAGCGUGACGUCACCGGCGGGGCGCGGCCUGCGCUGGGAGUGGGCACGCUUCGUGUCCCCGCCACUCGGGGGGGAGCUCAACUACGAGCCACUGCCCAUGGAGGUGCAAUGUCUACUGGAAGAGUCGUGGUCGGGCGGUGGUGAGCCCGUGUCGUUCGACGGUUGGGUGGCGUCCGUGUCGCGUAUGACGGCGCGCUGCGGGGGCGGAGGGAGCGCAGGGGGUGGCGCGGGGGGCGUGGCACUACUGCGGCGCGGCCCGCAGCCCCCGUACCCGCUGACCCGACCUGCGCCCCCGCACCCGCCCCCACCACCAGACCGACCGCCUCUAGAAGGUCGCCGUCCGCGUAUCCCUCAACAACACACUGGGUCCAGCGUCCACUCGGUGCAAUCAGUGCAGUCUGUACAGUCAGUGCAGUCAGUCCAUUCCCUCCAGUCCCUGCAGGCCAGUCAGUCGAGUCAGGCCUCCACCAUCCCCCGGCAGGGGGCGCGUAGUGCCUCGCCACGGGAUCGCAAGCCUGGCUUAGCGCGACAGAUACUGCAUAACUUGAAUAUAUUCAGCCACGGCAGCAAGCAGGCGGCGGACAGCAAGCCGCGGGCGGGCGCGGACGAGGCGCGCCACCCCGACACGGACUGCAGCAGCACGCGCUCGGGCCGCAGACACAGCGUCGACACCGUGUCCACCUACCUCAGCCACGAGAGCAAGGAGAGUCUGCAGCAGACAUCAGUGGGCGAGCUGCUGAACUGCAGCGGGAGCAGCGACGAUGUGUUCGAGGGGGGCGAGGCCUCGUUAGCCCCGCCCCCCGCCCCGCCCGCGCCCCCGCCCUCCGACAUACCCACUUCCGAUGGCAGCAUCGUCGGAGUGGACGAGGCGUCGGCCGCGGUGUGUGUGUGGGUGCGGGCCGAGGCGUGUCCCCAGUGGGGGGCGCUGUGCCCCGCCUGCAUGGCCCCGCUGGAGGGGGGCGGGGGCGCGGGGGGCGCGGGGCCGUGCGUGGCGCUGACGGGCUGCGGGCACAUGCUGCACCUGGCCUGCCUCAACCGCCGCCUGGAGCGCCUGCGGGCCGCCGGCGCCGCGCUCUACAUCGAGUGCCUCGUGUGCGGCCGCGUGUACGGCCGCGCCACGGGGGCGCAGCCCCCGGGCUCCAUGUCGUGGACACUGCAGCCCACCGCGCUGCCGCAGCACCCGCCCUGCUCCUCCUCCAUCCUCGUCACAUACAACUUCCAGUCGGGCGUGCAAGGCCCGCAGCACCCGGUGCCGGGCGCGCCGUACUACGCGGUGGGCUUCCCGCGGUACACUCUGCUGCCGGACACUCCGCUCGGACGACAGGUGCUGUCGGCGCUGCGCGUGGUGUGGGAGCGCGGGCUGUUGUUCGUUGUGGCGGCGUCCGUGACGACGGGGCGCGAGCACGUGGUGGCGUGGCGCGUGCGGCCGCCGCCGGGGUCUGCGCGCCAGUACGCGGGCGGCGCGCGACCAGACAACGUGCUGCGCGCCGCGCUGGCCCGCCUGCACGCGCUGCUGCCGCCGCCGCCCGCGCCGCUGCUGUAGCCAUAGGGACCAGGAUGGACCCUAAGCCAGAGUCAGGUUCCCACGACCGAUUUCCUCUCACUCCAUAAUUUGUAAAAUACUUCAGAGAGUUGUAUUAUGACACAUUAUGAACGUCAGCUGCGGCACGUACGGCGGUUAGUGCAAUGGCAGUCGCCCGAACGUAAUCGCCCGCCACAACAUUAAGAAAUAAAGGAUACUACGUCAUGCAGAUAGUCCAUUGAAAUGUUACAAUUUAAGGGCCGAAUAAUGCAUUUUUUAGAGGACGCAAUUUUAUUUUUUGAUCAUGUAAGGGGGGUCAAUAGAAGCUUAACUUGAAGUUUGUGGGGUCACCGCCCUUGUCCCCCGGCCGCUAUCUUGGAAAAAGGGAUGGAAACACUUUUUUUGCUAUAUCUCGGAAACUAUGCAUCGUAAUAAAAUUUUUAAAAUCAUAAUUUGUAGAAAAUUAUUUUGCCUACAAAUAUGUUUAUAUACCUUUUUGCCCUAAAUUAACAAUUAAAGAAGUUAUAAGUAAAAAAGUGAAAAAUUUUUAAUAAAAUUUUCUUUUUUGCUCUAUAACUUUUUUUUACAUUUUAUAAAUAAAUGGCUUCAGACCAAUCUUGUAGAAUAUUUUUCGAGAAAUUUUUUUCCCUACAACUGUUUUCAAUUUCAUUCAUUAGAAACUCAGUUACAGCGCUCCGAAGUUAACCGGGUUCGUCAAAUUAGUCCAGUCAAACAAGCUUAAAUUAGGUAAGAAUCUCGGAAUGCGAGAUGACCAGCUGUAAGUUUGUAUAUACUUGUAUAUUGAUCCCCUAAAACUUGUCUCAAAACCAUGGUAUAUAUGGUAGGGUGUAAGCAACUCUUAAAAUUCAGGGUCAAAGGUCCCAAAAAUCGUUUUUUUGCGGUUUUUUGGAAAUAACUCAUUUCCUAUGGGUUUUUGGUAUUUGUAUUCAUUAUCAAUAUUGUAGAAUACAAAAUUCUCUACAACUUUUGUCUAAUUUUUUUUUUUAUAUGGUGAAUCGUUGUCGAGUUAGAGGGCGGAGAACGCACGGUCAAUUUUCCACUUUGGAAGCGUCUAUCUUUCAAACUAACGAAUUUGAAGAAAAAUGGUUUUAGAAACUAUAACGUCUUUUUUAAUGUCCUAUCCAUAACCAACCAUCACGGAUAGGUUAGCUGAAAAAAAAAAUGUCUGAUGUGAUGCAGUGACCGCGCGUUCUCCGCCCUCUAUCUCGAAAACGGUUCACCGUAUAAAAAAAAAACUUAGUCAAAUUUGUAGAGAAUUUUGUAUUCUACAAUAUUAAUAAUGAAUACAAAUACCAAAAACCCAUAGGAAAUGAGUUAUUUCCAAAAAAACCGCUAAAAAACGAUUUUUGGGACCUUUGACCCUGAAUUUUAAGAGUUGCUUACACCCUACCAUAUAUACCAUGGUUUUGAGACAAGUUUUAGGGGAUCAAUAUACAAGUAUAUACAAACUUACAGCUGGUCAUCUCGCAUUCCGAGAUUCUUACCUAAUUUAAGCUUGUUUGACUGGACUAAUUUGACGAACCCGGUUAACUUCGGAGCGCUGUAACUGAGUUUCUAAUGAAUGAAAUUGAAAACAGUUGUAGGGAAAAAAAAUUCUCGAAAAAUAUUCUACAAGAUUGGUCUGAAGUCAUUUAUUUAUAAAAUGUAAAAAAAAAGUUAUAGAGCAAAAAAGAAAAUUUUAUUAAAAAUUUUUCACUUUUUUACUUAUAACUUCUUUAAUUGUUAAUUUAGGGCAAAAAGGUAUAUAAACAUAUUUGUAGGCAAAAUAAUUUUCUACAAAUUAUGAUUUUAAAAUUUUUAUUACGAUGCAUAGUUUCCGAGAUAUAGCAAAAAAAGUGUUUCCAUCCCUUUUUCCAAGAUGGCGGCCGGGGGACAAGGGUGGCGACCCCACAAACUUCAAGUUAAGCUUCUAUUGACCCCCCCUACAGAUCAAAAAAUAAAAUUGCGUCCUCUAAAAAAUGUAAAGCUCAUGUAACAUUUCAAUGGACUAAGAUAGCUGAUCAUAAAAUUGAAAACAACAUCCUUUCCUCAAAAUAUUAUGCUAAUUUUAAAUGAAAUGAAUUUUUAUUCAGGAAACACCAAUUAAACUAAAAUUUUCUUGCACAUUAGACUGGCCGCCACUGCUUAACCAACCGCAAGGACUACAGCUGACGUGUCCAAGGCUUCAUGAUACAACUCUCUCAAACACUAUACAAAUUCCCAACUCCCGGAGGUACUGACAAAAAUUGGUACCUGGCUUACGGUCUGUAAUGGUUGUAUCGCGAUUGUAUAUUAAAUUGUAACACCAGACAGCCAACCACCGCGGUUGGCCGCUAGGGGUUUAGCCCCCUAACACACCACAAUCCGUUUGUAAUAUGAUUAGCAUUAAUCUUACAAUACAAUGUAUGAAAAUAUCAAUUAACAGCUAGAAUACUACGCAAGUCACCAGAAAACUAGGAGACUACCUUCAGCAAUUUACAUUCUUUAGUAUUUAAUAAAGAAAUGUUUGUAAUCGUUCAGAUUGCAAUGGUAACAUCCAACGAUAGAACGAUGAGUAAUCCAUUAAAACGAUUUGUAUCAUAGUGAAUAAAACCCUAAUAGGUGCGAUAAAAGUGAGUUUAUCACUGUUAUAAUGAAUACGAUAAUUAUAUAUUAUGUAUAUUAACUGCACCAUCCAGUAUGCAACAUGCAGGGGAUGUAAAUCAGUGCCUUAAACAUUAAAUGCAUAAGUCUGGAAUUGAUUAUUAUAUAAUGACCAGUAUUUUAUUUAGGUAGCUACAAUUUUAUAAAAGACAUUUAACUUGUUAUAAGUAUUUUUUAUUAUGUACAUUUUUAUAUUCGAAUAUUUAGAUAAGCGCUACGUCUUCCAAACGAGGCAAUAAGACGACACGAGUCUUCCUUUAGUUGUACUAUAUUAUACUUGUAUUAUACUUUAGAGACUGAAAUCGAAUAUAUCCAUUAUUAUUAACAAAUUAAUAUAAUUAAGUAAGUACUGUUUGGUCUGAUAUAGUGACGACUUGUAUAACGUGCACUGAGCCAAUACUUUGUACUGUAAUUUUACUAAUACAUAAUUACAAGAAAUGCGAAACUUUGUGAUUGAGUUUGUAUGUGUGUUGGUUACUGAAUCACGUCUAAACAAAUUCAAUUUGGAACAGGGGGAGAUUAUAUGAUUUAUGGAAUAAUUAUUAAAUAUCUUUUUAUCUCACGGGAACAUUGACGAAGCUAGUUAAUCCAUAAAUAAUUUGGACAGUAUUGGUGUCACUGUGUACAACAUAGUAUCGUCCCAUUAAUGACAAUGUCGACUAUUUGUAUAGAAGUUAUUGUUAAAGAGGAACCACCACUGGGUCUAAUGACCUGUAUACACCGAAGUCACGCACUGGAUUAUUGAACCACCCCUUUAGAUGUUAUAGGAGCAAACAUAAGAGAGUCCGUAACCUCGUAACUUCUGUACAAAUAGUUUGCUGGCGUGUAGAUCGGAUUGUUAUUCAAUAUUCGUCACUUUAUCAAAGUUAAACAGUAUUUAGUUAUACAGUGUAGUUAGGUAAGUAUCUUGCCAGUUAGAGGGGUAUUAUGCCGUCGGAGCCACGUCACGACACGUGUACUCUGUAUAAUAUGUGAGAUAGAUCUGAGAUUGUAUCUGUAUGUUGCAGUGCAGACACCGAUAUACUUUUAUUAAUUGAUUUCAUAAAACCUUAGAUUUCGUGUGUAAUGUGAAAUCUCAUACAAAAUGAGCAGAUGUCGUUAUCGACAUUACAAAAGUUGACUACUUGAUAGCAUCCCAAUGGGGGCUACCGAUUUUUUAUGUCACCAGAUGGAGCUAGUGUGAACCUCUCAUCUUUUAUCCAAUAGGGAAUAAGCUAGUGUCACACCGUUGAAUUUUUGACAGCAACAGUGAUCAGACAAAAAAUACUCUUCCUAUUUAGAGAAGAGGGCUAAUUUUAGUGCGAUGUUAUGUUUGAAAAACGGUAGCAUUUAUUGGUUAUGUUUAUUUUAUAUGUAUUUGUCACACUGCGUAGCUCACACCGUGCCUUAUUGUUAUUAAGUUAGAGUAGAACAAAUGAAUCUGUGUAGUGCGGGUCUGUACAAUAUCUAUUAUGUUUUUGUCUAAAGAUUGUUAUUACUGCUUAUGUAUUUACAUGUUUUUCAAACGAGACAACUAUUUUCGGUUGUAUGUGUUGUAAUACUUUGUCAAACAAACAAUUUAGUAUCAGUAGUAAGAGUCAAGUCAAGACUAAACAAACACGAAUAUUGUUCUCAAAUAUUGUUAUAGUUACAUGUAUAGUUAUUUACUGCCAUUGUACGUCUUCCCACGUAAUGUAAUGUUCUUCCAAUGAGCUUUAUUAUAUUAAGACAUCGAAUAUUUACAAAUGAUAUGUUUAAGAUAUGUUAUGUAGGAUAUAAGACAUGACAUUAGUUAGUUAGAAUUGCUUGUAAUAAAAGCCCCCAGCUAUGAUCCUGUACCUAUUUAUUUGUAUGUGUGGGGAUAUUAUAAAAGACAAAUUGUCGGAGGAAUGAUGCCGUGAGGUCGCGGCGAGUGCCGCCCGCCACGUGUUGCCAUACUGUUGUACAUAGACUAGAGACGACGUCUGCUUGCCAAAGCCAAACAAACUGACAGCUAACGGGAAUUUAUGUAACUGCGUGUAAUAUUUACUUUGGGAGAGAUAUUAUAUUGUUUCAUAAUUAUACGUAUAUUUAUAAACAAA
Messenger RNA from Spodoptera frugiperda (fall armyworm), 6839 nucleotides. It is a transcript of the gene dx, whose product is annotated as protein deltex. Gene Ontology annotation, biological process: protein ubiquitination; Notch signaling pathway. Gene Ontology annotation, cellular component: nucleoplasm. NCBI's taxonomy places the organism in Eukaryota, Metazoa, Arthropoda, Insecta, Lepidoptera, Noctuidae. Gene Ontology annotation, molecular function: ubiquitin protein ligase activity; zinc ion binding. The transcript has 10 exons. The record is from RefSeq and is a predicted model, not a curated record. Bases 376 to 2157 code for a protein of 593 amino acids.